CCGUGACCCCUUGUGUGUUUCUACUUCAAUUAUUUGAACACACACACCUUCAAACUUCAAACCAUCAACUAACUUAACAAUGGUGGCCACAUCAGUUACCCUUGAUCUCAACCUUAAUCCCUUCUGCACAACUCUUGAUCAUCAUGACACCCCAGUCAGGGAAGUCGCUUAUAUAGAUGACGACGAUGAUCAUUCGUUUGAAAAAGAGGUUGAUGAUCAUACGGUUUAUGAUUUAAGUCGGGAAAGUAACGAAAAUAGGAAGCUAAAGGAGAUGCUUAUUGAUAUAUGGGACAAGUAUAACUCUCUAACAACUCAUGUCAAGAAACUAAUUCAAGACAAAGAAGAAUUAGAGUCGAGUCCAAAGAAGAGAAAAUUUGAUGAGACAGUUCAACAAAGCUUGUGGAAGAGGCCGAGAGAGGAACUACCGAUAUCAGGAAUUAAAAGAGUUUAUGUAAAAGUAGACCCGUCCUAUAAAAGCUUGGUAGUGAAAGAUGGAUAUCAAUGGAGAAAAUAUGGACAAAAGGUGACAAGAAAUAACCCAUCACCUAGAGCUUACUAUAAGUGCUCUUAUGCACCACUCUGCCCAGUGAAGAAGAAGGUGCAAAGAAGUAUGGAUGAUGAUGGUCUUCUAGUUGCAACCUAUGAAGGAGAACACAACCAUAGAAGCACUAUGCAAGAGGUGACAUACGCUUUAGCAAAUGAGAGAGAGAUUUCAACUAGAGAAAGUGGGUUCCACUCGCCAAAACUUGAUGAAGUUUUAGUGGAACAGAUGGCUACUUAUCUAUGUAAAGACCCAAAUUUCACCUCACAACUUGCUGCUGCGAUUACCUCCAAGGUUUCAGAAAUGGACUUUUUUAAAGUAUGUUAAUGGACUAGUUAGUAUUGAUUAUUAGUCUUCCAUUUAGAGCCAGUUUUAUGAAUGAGGUUUUGUUUGUAUGAUAUGAAUAUAUGGUGUAAAAGAAGAUUUUUGCA
Helianthus annuus (common sunflower) is the source of this 972-nucleotide messenger RNA. Its product is annotated as probable WRKY transcription factor 40. The record is from RefSeq and is a predicted model, not a curated record. The coding region runs from base 80 to 868 and encodes 262 amino acids. NCBI's taxonomy places the organism in Eukaryota, Viridiplantae, Streptophyta, Magnoliopsida, Asterales, Asteraceae. Gene Ontology annotation, molecular function: DNA-binding transcription factor activity; sequence-specific DNA binding. The transcript has 5 exons. Gene Ontology annotation, biological process: regulation of DNA-templated transcription.